Molecule: messenger RNA, 363 nt
Organism: Rhinocladiella mackenziei CBS 650.93
Lineage: Eukaryota; Fungi; Ascomycota; Eurotiomycetes; Chaetothyriales; Herpotrichiellaceae
Exons: 2
Coding region: 1-363 (120 amino acids)
Source: RefSeq, a predicted model, not a curated record
AUGCUGAAGUUGGGAUUUAUGAUUUCGGUCCAGAGUAUCACUCCCGAGCACAAUCAGACUGAACCUACCUUCUUCAUCGGAAACAAAUCGCUUACCGAGAGAUAUUUGGCUUCAUGGCUUCGACCGUCACAAUCACAGUUUUCCCAAUCGAAGAAGCCAAAUCGUGUGCAGUAUCUUCAGACCGCAAACAAGAAAGAAACCCAGGAUGCUCUUGUCACAAAUGCAGGGCACGGUGGCAGGGCACGAAGGCUUGAUAUAAUUCCACCAGGUCCUCCAGUUGAAGACCCGCUCUGGCGAGAAAAGAAUCACAUGGCCGGUGUGCACUUAGAAUCUUCGACAAAUUGGGCAUCGGCGACGGUGUAA